GUCCGAGGUGCUCGCGCAGAGAGAGCAGGCUGCGGGCACUUGACAUGGCGGCAGCGGCGGCAACUGCAGCGACGAAAGGGAAUGGAGCCGGCGGUGGCCGGGUCGGGGCGGGCGAAGCCGCCGGCACGCGGAAGAAGAAGGGCCCGGGGCCUCUGGCCACGGCGUACCUGGUCAUCUACAAUGUGGUGAUGACCGCGGGGUGGUUGGUUAUAGCAGUUGGUUUGGUCAGAGCAUACCUGGCUAAGGGGAGCUACCAUAGCCUUUAUUAUUCAAUUGAAAAGCCUUUGAAAUUCUUCCAAACUGGAGCCUUAUUGGAGAUUUUACAUUGUGCUAUAGGAAUUGUUCCAUCUUCCGUUGUCCUGACUUCUUUCCAGGUGAUGUCAAGAGUUUUUCUAAUAUGGGCAGUGACACAUAGUGUCAAAGAGGUUCAGAGUGAAGACAGCGUCCUCCUGUUUGUUAUUGCCUGGACAAUCACGGAAAUUAUCCGUUACUCCUUUUAUACAUUCAGUCUAUUAAACCAUCUGCCUUACCUCAUCAAAUGGGCCAGGUACACACUUUUCAUCGUGCUGUACCCCAUGGGAGUGUCGGGAGAACUGCUCACCAUCUAUGCAGCUCUGCCCUUUGUCAGGCAGGCUGGCCUGUACUCCAUCAGUUUACCCAACAAAUACAACUUCUCCUUUGACUACCAUGCCUUCCUGAUUCUGGUCAUGAUCUCCUACAUUCCAAUUUUUCCCCAGUUAUACUUCCACAUGAUACACCAGAGAAGAAAGAUCCUUUCUCAUACUGAAGAACACAAGAAAUUUGAAUAGAUCCGGCUUUCUGCACCCCCCCCCAACCAAACUUUUCAAUGAUCAAAAAAUGCUGCAGACUUUUUGAGUUCCCAGUACGUUUCAUAGAAUAUAAGUAAGAACUAUUUUUAAAAUACUAAAACAAAACAAAAACCAAAAUCCAGUGUCACAUGGGCCUGGGAUUUUAUAAAAAGAUAAAGAAAAGAAAAAAAAAGGCUGUUACAUACAAUGUCCUGGCCGGUCCAUUUCCGCAUGCUUUUCCAACCAGAAGAUCCCAAUAUUCAUGAUGGCGCUAGAAAGGGAUUUGGCAUUAUAUCUCCUAUGUCCUUCCUGUAUCUGGUAAAUAAAGGUCUGUAACACUAACUACUUGAGAGUUACAGUCUGAGCAUUGAAGUUGCACCAGCUGACUGCCCAGCUGGCAGCGGAGUUGAGCUGCAGCCUGCAGUGCGUUCGCAUUCCCUUCUCAAAGUGCUUGACUGCAUGCUGGAAAACUAUUUGUAUUUUUGAAGCGGCAAACUUUGUUCUCUGGAAUGCUCUGAAGUUAUGGCUGGGACCUAGCUCCUCAUAUCUAGUGAAUGAAUCCUAAAACGUAUAUGCCUGUGAAGCUUUGGGGUAGUGCCCUUAAACAGAAAACCACUAGAGCCUUUCUGUUUGUUUUCAGUUGAGUCAUUACUGCCUGCCACUAAGAAAUGUGCUUGAAUUUAAUAAGUAUGUGUAUAUUGUAAAGAACCUAACUUACCUGGAGCUCGGCCUCAAUCUUAUUUUAAUAAAUGACAGUUCUCUGAGAGGUAAAACUCAAUAGCUAGUAAGUGACAAGUACCUUGCCCAGUACUGUUUGCAGAGCACCUCUGAGUAAUGUAUCUGCCAAUAGCUAUUCUCAUUUAUGGACUCGAAACCCAUCUGUCACAUAGGAGCAGGGAGUCUAUUAUUAAAAGCAUAUAGAAGGUGUUGCUUUGGAAAUAUGGUUUGGGAAAGCAUUCAGGAAUGGCUUUAUAUACUGUUAUUUAAUGUUUAAUUCACUCUUCUGUCUAGAUAAUUUGCCUAACUAUGGUCCUGUGUUAAUUCCCACCAACUUGUCGAUUCAGAGGCAGCUUAUGUUCUGAAUGGGCAGUCUUGAGCUAAAAGCAGAUCAUCUCUGCAUGUUGGAGCAGCCACAGAAUAGUUUGGUCCUGUGGACAGUGCUAUGUCUUCAUGCUAUUUAAUUGUUCAAUUGUGCAUUAAAACCCAAGAAAGGGUUGGAUGAAAAUGUAAACCCAAGAUGAGAUUGAUAACACAGCUUAGAUUAUAAACAUAGUAUCUUUAUGGAGCUUUUUUCCUUCUUCAUUAUUUUUUCUUYUUUUAGUUGUUGAUCUUUAAAAGUCUAGCUUAGAUGAGUAAAUGUCACUUAAAAUAUAAUUGAUAAUAUCAGAAAAAUGUUAAUUUAAAACGAAAUUUUUAAAUCCUUAUUUUUUUUGCCAUAAAAGCUUGAAGAGCUCAUGCAGGCAGGUGUGUACUAAAUUAUUUUUUAAUCAAACAUUAAGAUUCUACUUGGCCAAGUCAACUCUUGAGUUAGAUCUAUUCUUGUACAUGUGGGAAAUUUGUUUUUAUGCUUUUUUUCUCUUCAUACUUUUCCAAAAUGUAUUUCUACUGUAAAAUAGCGUCAGCUUGGGUAUCAUAUCAGCCUCAUAACUGGAUUUGGUUAAGAUUUUUUCCGUUGUUUUGGGGGUUGUUGCAGAAGGUGGGGUGGAAAGGGCAGGUUUUCCAGCAUUGCAGGACGGGGAGUUUCAUUCAAGUCUAUUAUCAUUUGUCACAUUUAUGGAAAAUAUUGUACUGCCUACAGUGGGAUUACAUCAGAUUGAACUUUGGCAAUGAGGACAUAGCAAACAACUCCCUUUUCCAAAAGGGUCUCAACCCCCCACGUGCGUUUUGUACAUCAGUGUUUCAAAUACUUAUGGCAGAUAAGUAAGGCAUGUCACUGUGUCCUUCCGUAACCUCUCUCAGUCACUUUCUUUUUCUCCCUAACACAAGUUAAUUUUUCCUUUGAAGUGGUGGUGUUCUUUUAUAAAUUUGAGCACAUCCAACCCCACCAGAUGUCACAUCUUCUUAUGAAGUGUGAACAAGGAAGGUGAUGUUCAGUGGGUAUUUUGUCAGACUUAGAAGUUUAAUUUCAGUGCAUCGUCAAAGACAGAUUGCUGUUGCAGACCCCCGCUGGGGCCCCUUUGAGGUGUGCUUUGAGGUUUAUGCAGCUUCACAGACACAAGGUGCUGAUCUGCAUCUUGCUGCAUCCUGCUUGCUGGGGUUGGGAUCUCAUCACACUGUCCUCCCACAUGGGGAAGUGCCUCUAAAGCAGGCUUUGGGUGGGAAGGAAGGUGUGGAGCCCAGGAGGCAUGUGGGGAAUCAGGCCCUCCUGACCCUGUUGUAUUGGUUAUGUGGUUCUAAUAAAAGGCUGGUGUCAAUGUGGUCCAACCUGAGCAUUGUUUUCAGUUCUGAAUUUCAGAUCAACCAUUCUAAAACAUCAAAUUCAAUAUACAGUGCUCCUUUGAAAUUUGGGUAAAAAAUUAUACAACCAGAUAUAUAAUCAUUUUUGUAUUUUUUCUAUGUUGUG
Molecule: messenger RNA, 3372 nt
Organism: Urocitellus parryii (Arctic ground squirrel)
Lineage: Eukaryota; Metazoa; Chordata; Mammalia; Rodentia; Sciuridae
Gene: Hacd2
Product: 3-hydroxyacyl-CoA dehydratase 2
Biological process (GO): fatty acid elongation; sphingolipid biosynthetic process; very long-chain fatty acid biosynthetic process
Cellular component (GO): endoplasmic reticulum membrane
Molecular function (GO): 3-hydroxyacyl-CoA dehydratase activity
Source: RefSeq, a predicted model, not a curated record